Messenger RNA from Cajanus cajan (pigeon pea), 1861 nucleotides. RefSeq names its product B3 domain-containing transcription factor VRN1. Gene Ontology annotation, molecular function: DNA binding. The record is from RefSeq and is a predicted model, not a curated record. Lineage: Eukaryota; Viridiplantae; Streptophyta; Magnoliopsida; Fabales; Fabaceae.
CAGCACUAGAGCCAGGCUGCGUGCAGGAAUACAACAGUUCUCUCGAUAUGACUUUUUAGUUCUAACGUUAUUAAUUGUUCAGUUUAUGGAAAACCAGUACUUGUGCAACAGUUACAGGUUGUGCUAUUGUUCUUUAUUCCAACCCUUUACUAAUCACUUCUCUUAUUCACUUCAUGAAUGGCUACCAAAUCUCUUCACCAACCUCAGCCUCAGAUGAAGCCAAUCCACUUCUUCAAGAUCAUAACCCUUCAAAGUCUUCAUAAUGGAAAGCUAAUGUUCCCGGAAAGGUUUGUGGAGAGAUAUGGAGAAGGCUUACCCAAUAGUCUAUUUCUUAAGACCCCAAAUGGUGCUGAGUGGAGAUUGAAUUUGGAAAAACGGAAUGGUAAAAUAUGGUUUGAAGAGGGUUGGAAAGAAUUUGCAGAGCAUCACUCUCUAGCUCAUGGCCAUCUUUUGGUUUUCAGAUGCCAAAGAACUUCCCUUUUUCAGGUAUUCAUCCUUGAUAUGAGUGCCUUAGAGAUAGACUACCCUUCAGAAAGAGUAGAAGGUGAGAAGGCCUCCAAUAAUCAUGGAAAUAGACCUCCAAAUGACGAAAAUUUGGAAUAUCAUAGACCAGGUCAAAAGAGAAAAUAUAACUUAGCAGUGGAUUUUCUUCCAUUAUAUCAUUUGAGAAGUAGCACGAGUAUUAAAGUUGAGAACACUGUGAUAUUGUCGAAGGAGGCUCUGCAUCAUACUGACACAAAAUGCAAAGAAAAAUCAAAGGCUACUUCUAACCAAGUUACUGCUCUUGAUAGAGCAAGUUCUUUCAAACCUUGUAAUCCAUUCUUCAUGGUUGUCAUGCGUCGAUCAUACCUCCAUUGUAAGGGUUCUUAUCUGGGUUUACCAUGUGAGUUUUGUAGGAGCUACAUUGAUUUGCACGAUCAGCAGAGACAUAUCAACCUUCAAGAGUUAAAUGGGAGAGUUUGGCCUUCAAGGUAUCUAAUCACGAAAAACAAUAGAAAUACAAAACCAAGAUAUAGACUCAAAAGUGGAUGGAAGGCAUUCGUCAAGCACAAUAAUUUGAAAGUUGGUGAUGUUUGCACCUUUGAGCUCAUUUGUAGAACUAAACUAACCUUACUGGUUCACAUCUUUAGAGAGACAGACAGUUCAAAUUGUUCAACACCUCAAGAAAAAUCAAAGGCUACUACUAACCAAGUUACAGCUCUUGAUAGAGCAAAUUCUUUCAAACCUUGUAAUCCAUUCUUCUUGGCUGUCAUACAUCCAUCAUACUUGGGUUCUUCUGCUGGUCAUUUGAGUUUACCAUCCGAGUUUUUUCGGAUACACUUUGAUUCGCACAUGAAGCAGAGACUUAUCAACCUUCAGGAAUUAAAUGGGAGAGUUUGGCCUGCAAAGUUUGUGAUCCAUAAAAGCAGGACGAAAACAAGAUAUAGAUUCUUAGGUGGAUGGAAGGCAUUUGUGGAGCACAAUAACUUGAAAGUUGGUGAUGUUUGCAACUUUGAACUCAUUCAUAGAACUACACCAACUUUCUUGGUUCACAUCUUUAGACAGAGUGACAAUUCAAAUUGUUCAACCUCUCAAGAAUCUGGUCAAAUGAGAGCAGCUUGUCAAGGGCAGAUAGAAAAGAUGAAAACCAUCACUGCUAGCACAUAAUCAUCGCCAAAGAGUUGAAGUUCUCUUGUACGAAGCUUAGCGUGGGAUUCAGUAUUUCUUUUUAACACUACUUCCAAAUAUUUGGCAUUUAUAGAGAUUACCUGAUAUCUGAUGGCCUAUGCUCAAGUGUGGAGAUAACUGUGGAUUUUUUAAUGAGAUUAUUAUGUUUCGUUAACAUCUAAAAGUUAGAAGCUACUUGAGUUAUUUCUGUUGA